AUGUUAAAAUAUAUUGGUAUUACACUUGGACUCGUUCUUGGUCUUGUAAAUUCUAAAGGAGCAUUCAUGUCAGAGUAUGACAGAGUCUCUCUUGUUUCAAAAUUGAGGGAUGAAUAAAUUCACCUAUAGAAUAAGAUUUUACAUCUAGAGUAGGAUUUGAGAGCACUUGAAAACAUUGAGACAAUCUUUUUCAACGAUGGAUCAAGACUCUUCAUUACUGAUGAUCACCCCCACUAAAUAGUGCUAAAUACCUAUCCAAAAGUUUCAGAUAUAAUUGAAAACAUCAAAAUUGAGAAUCAUGGGAAUGCUGAUAACUUUGACAUAAAUGGAUUCUGCCAUUGA
Messenger RNA from Stylonychia lemnae, 342 nucleotides. The record is from the annotation of a GenBank genome assembly. Lineage: Eukaryota; Ciliophora; Spirotrichea; Sporadotrichida; Oxytrichidae.